CAUUCUGGAUUGUCGGCAUCUUGGGUGCAGGCGAUAAUGAUUAUACAUUAAUGUAAUAUUUUCUUUAUUGUUUGCCAUUGUUCAGUGGUCUGCAGACUGAUAGUUUCUAGUUAGUGUUGGCCUUUUUUAUUACGUCACUGCCUGACUUAUAUUCUCAUCCUCUGUUGUACUUAUUUCAUCGCCGCAUCUUCUGAAGGUUUAAAGCAUGAAUCCUAACAGUAACAUACUACAAAGACAAAUGAAUAAUAAUAUCCUGCCUCCUCAAAGUAUGAAUACAAAUUCAGGCAGUGGCUUAAUGGUUGGCGUAAACAUGAAUCAGGGUGGAGUGCCCCCUUCUCUACUUCAAAACCAACAAGGGCAUAAGCUUGACUCCAUUGGAGAUCAUCAACUUGCUUCUCAAGGCAACUUGCCUUCUAGUCCACCCCAUCAAGGCCAACCACCUGUUACUACUGUCGGAGGGACUGCCCCCAGCAGCACAGCCCCCUCAGCUGGUGGGUGCAUUAUUCAGUCCACCGUAACCAUGGCAAACAUGAAAGAGAAAACACCUAUGUGCUUAAUCAAUGAAUUAGCACGAUUUAACAAGGUCCAGCAUCAGUAUCGACUUGUGGAUGAAUCAGGCCCUCCUCAUAAAAAAACUUUCACCGUCGUACUGAAACUGGAUAAUGAAGAAUAUACUGCUUCUGGACCAAGCAUUAAGAAAGCACAGCAUGCUGCUGCUGCUAUUGCGUUGAACGACACCACAUUAAAGCAUCCUCCUCCAAAGAGUCAGCGGAAAGCUAUGGGGCCUAUUACACCUACAGUAGAACUGAAUGCUCUUGCUAUGAAACGAGGAGAGCCGGCAGUUUAUCAAUUAAUUGAGCCUCAAAGACCACAGUAUAUACCAAAUUUAAAUUUUCGUGGCAUGUAUCAUCAGAGGUACCAUUAUCCAAAAGUGCCUACAUACUAUGUAUCUUUAAAAGUUGGUAGUAGGCAGUUCUUUGGUGAAGGGCGCACUGCACAAGCGGCACGACAUGCUGCAGCUGAAGAAGCUUUGACUGUUCUUCGAAAUUUGCCAUACCCUGAAAAUGUUAAAAGACAGCCAGAAGUACCGCUCCCUAAAACAAAUGGAGAGAGUCAUAAUAAUAGUAACAAUAAUAAUAAUAAUGACGAUGAUGACGAUGAAAGUGACGACCUGAAAUCUCCCAUAAGCUUAGUGCAUGAAAUUGCUUUGAAGAGGAGUCUUGCUGUUAAUUUUGAAGUUACGAGAGAGAGUGGUCCACCACAUAUGCGCACCUUUGUUACUCGUUGUUCAGUGGGAGACAUUAGCACAGAUGGUGAAGGUAAUGGCAAAAAAGUUUCCAAAAAAAGAGCCGCUGAAAAAAUGCUCGAAGAACUGAAAAAGCUUCCGUCGCUUCCCCCAGCUCAGCAAAAAGUAAAAAAGAAACCUAUUAUUAAAAAGAAAAACAGAAAUCUUAUUAAGGUGCAGUAUUCGUUGGAGCAGAAGGCAGAUCCUCAAUAUGGUCAAGGUAUCAACCCAAUAAGUCGACUCAUACAAAUACAACAAGCUAAAAAGGAACGAGAACCUGUUUAUACAGUCAUUGAAGAACGAGGUGAACCAAGACAGCGAGAAUUUAUAAUGCAAUGUUCUCUUGGAGAUUUGUCUACAAAUGGUACUGGACCAAAUAAGAAAACUGCUAAACGUCAUGCUGCUGAAGCUAUGCUGUUACUAAUGGGAUAUUCAAGGCCAAUAAUGCCGCCUGGGAAACCCUCUGUAAAGCCUCCCGGGAUGGAGAAUUCUCAUUUAUAUCCAAAUCAGGAGCCUGAAAAAAAUACUUAUGGCAAACAUGAAGUAGAAAAACUGGAUACUGAUGGAAAACUUGGGAGGCAAUUAGUUCCUGGUUUAUUACUUAUGCCUGAAGCAACCCUAACUGAACAAAACAUACAGAAUUACACAAUAGGAAAUUCAGGUCUCAACAGAGCCCCUGGAGGGCCCAUUCAAGGCAUUAGCAAGAUGAUUCAAACAGUGUCUCUGAUUGCAAAAGAACUGUUAGAAACAGGUAUUUCUCCCACUGCAGAUGCUGUAAGAAAAUCUACCCUUAAGCCUAUCAUUCAGCAUCAGCCCUUAGUCAGACCGAAACAAAAAUUGUUAUUCUUGGCUGAAGUUUUAGGAUUCCCUGUUCAUUUUACAGACUUCCCUAAAGGCAACAAGCUUGAGCAUUUAUGUUUAGUAUCCCUGGGAAUUAAUCCAGCCCAAGUAAAGCAUGGAGCAGGUCCAACAAUGGAGGCAGCUCAUGACCAGGCUGCAUUAGUUGCACUUCGUUCUUUGAUAGAUCUUGGUAUGGAAGCAGUAGCUGAUGGGAAAAAAGACAAUAGCACCAAUAUAAGUGCUGCAGAAGGACUUUACAUCACAGGUGGACAAGGUUCUGCACCCAAGCUGACCAACUCUCCAUCUACUGAUCUUGGCAGUAAUCCAAAAACUGGGUCCACCAUUCCAAUUACUGCCAAGGACAGUCACUGAAAAGGUGAAAGGUGAAUGUUCAGCAGUGUUGUGGCUUUGUGCAAGCCACCAUUGCUGAGCCGAUGUAAUCUUUUCACCUCCUUUUUUAUGAUCACAUAUGAAGACAACAAAGCCCUAAUGAGGCUGAAUGUAAUUGUCAUUUUCCUAGUUGGUAGUUUUUAUCAGAUUUUGCUAAUUCUGCCAUGAGAAGAGGCAGAACAUUUUACUUUGACGCAGUGUUUCUCAAAUUGCAAUUCACGGACCUCAAUAGUUCUUGAAGGGAGGUUUUGAAUUUCAUUGUUAUUCUAGCACCUGGUGCACAGUAAACACAUGCUAGGAGUACAAAUGUAUAGGAAAUAUCUCCAUAAACUAUAAAUUGUUAGACAUUAGAAUUCAAUAUGGACUUUGCACAAAAACUUGCCCACAAUUUUACGGGAAUAUUUUGUAACUGUCUAUGUAAACUUAAAAUUAUGAGUGGAUUUCUAUUGUUGUUUAACAAUUUUUCUGCAACAUUUUUGGCAGAAAGUUUUUUUUUUGCUCACAUUUGAGAAAGACUGCUUUAGUGUACUUUCAUGUCAUUCUUUUUGUUAUUAUUUUUUAAGCUAGUAGUUCAGAUAAAACACUGCUACAUAUAAUGUGGAACUUAAUGUUGAUGUAAUUAGAUAUGAAUUUCUCCAGAAUGCAAUACAGAGCUGUAUUGUCAGCUCUUCGCUUGAAGUUGAAUUUUCUUUUUGUAAGCAGAUUUGUCUAUUUCAUGGCAGGCGUUGGCAAAUGCCUUGAAAAAUAUUCGUGAAUUGUCAAUUCAACGGGCAUGUAUGUGUAUUUUUGAAGUUUGCUUUCAUUUUCUCUAGUGAGGUUGUGAAAUUCAUUAGAAGAGCAAUGCAGUAUACAAAUUUAAUUUCUGGAUAAAAUGCUUUAUUAAUUGCUUUUUGGGCAGUGCUUUUUUAAUUUUUUAUGAAAUUGAUAUUUUUGAGAUGAUUGAAUAUUUUUAUUUUGUAAUCAAAGAAACACCUUUCAAGUGAGAGAGAAACUAUUUUGUUACAUGAGCAGCGAAUUUUAUUAAAUUGUUAUAUGUUGUUAGUUAUGAUUGACUAUUGAAUGUGAUUUUUAAUUAUUGAUGUGUUUGUGUGUAUGUUUGUUUUGAGCAUUGAAAAUGAAUGUGUUGAAAAGUGUGCUACUUUUGUUAUGUUUUAAUCUAUGACUCGUCUGGCAACAUUCAUUUGUUAAAUGAGCUGGACUAGUGGCCCAAUAAUUGUUUUUGCAUUUUUCUAGAAAGUCUUUCUUCUUAAAACUGCGCACAUGAAUAUACUCAGUAUUGAGGGGACAAAAAUGUUUGAGAAUAUUCAAUUUUAAGUUCAGUCGGUGGCUGGGCAAAAUUGUUACUGCAUUGCUCUUUGUUUCUUAAUUUUUUGGUGCAUAUAUAGCUUGUUGUCUUCAUGUCUAAUCAUUCUCUGUUAGUAGUAACUUGAAUAAAACACCAAAACAAA
Uloborus diversus is the source of this 3963-nucleotide messenger RNA. RefSeq names its product double-stranded RNA-binding protein Staufen homolog 2-like (gene stau). Bases 206 to 2497 code for a protein of 763 amino acids. The record is from RefSeq and is a predicted model, not a curated record. NCBI's taxonomy places the organism in Eukaryota, Metazoa, Arthropoda, Arachnida, Araneae, Uloboridae. The transcript is spliced from 12 exons.